Phycodurus eques (leafy seadragon) is the source of this 2530-nucleotide messenger RNA. RefSeq lists its product as uncharacterized. The transcript has 5 exons. Gene Ontology annotation, molecular function: proton-transporting ATP synthase activity, rotational mechanism. The record is from RefSeq and is a predicted model, not a curated record. Gene Ontology annotation, biological process: proton motive force-driven mitochondrial ATP synthesis. Lineage: Eukaryota; Metazoa; Chordata; Actinopteri; Syngnathiformes; Syngnathidae. Bases 295 to 1344 code for a protein of 349 amino acids.
UAAAUUAAUUGAAUUACAUUUAAUACGAUCAUCUCCAGUCCCUUUCAUGCGCGCAUUAUAAGCCAAACCACAUUUUGUACUAAUUUUACCCAUUUCAUUCCGGCUUCGGACUGGCCACCAAAGUGUAACCAGGGGUCCUUGCUACACUCGCCUGUCACAACAUGACCGUUAAAGCCAGUCGGUGUUGAGAGCAAUUAGUAACUUCUAAACUAAGAUACGUUUAAUUCCCGAUUAUAAAAUGUUAUAAGUUAACUUUUAUAAAUUAUUUUCUUUUUUCCCUUUGGCACGUGCGAAAUGGCCCCCGAGGUGUGUCCAUUCUGUGGGAAUUCCUACAAGAGGUUAAAGAGCCACCUGCCCCAUUGCAAGGCAGCCAAGCCCCCUUUGAGUCAACGUGGGCCUGCUGCGUCUACGCCAUCCGGUCAGCUAGAAGCAAACUCGUCUAAAACGAAGGAGAGGAAGACGCUGCCGCUCAAUAAGAUGUCUCCAGAGGUGCCUGGGAAGAGUGGAAAUACUUCACCUCUGUCUACGUCUAAACCCAAAAAGAAGGACAUCCGCGCCUCAAUAGAGGCAGCCAAGUCCAGCCAGAUUCCAACAGGAUUGAAUACAGUACCAGAAAGUCUGGCCACAAGCACACAGUCCAAAUCCAAAGCCGUGUUACCCACGGAGUCCCCAAAACCCCAAAAUGCCUAUAAAAAGAAACAAAUCAAAUCCACAGAAAAAGAAAUAGUGGCCAUAGGGAAGGAGAUACCCAGGAUUACGCUCCAGCACGUUGGAAGCACAUUAGGCUGGGCCAAGACCAGCAGGCCUGCCAUCCAGAUUAAAACCACACAAAAAAACACUAAACCUAGUCCAGAUUUAAGUCCAGCUAGUACGAGCGUCAUUUUACAACCAAAAGAGUCACCAUUUCUGCUUAAAGAUGAUUCCUGUGGGUAUAAAGCGACCUCCCAUAAGCCUCUGCCUGUGUCCGACCUCCAAACAUCCAAAGAGGGUCUGCACCGGACAGAGCUCCCCUCUGUGUCGCCGGGACGUUUUUUCGACCCCCAGUCCAGGGGCGCAGACGCAUUCACAUCAAUGGAGAUGCGGAAAGACGACUCCUCAGGGCGGACCCUGGGUCAGGUGACAUUACGGGAGCUUCCCGAGUGGCUGGCCUGCAGGACGCCGCGUCGCCCAGGAGACGCAGUGGAAAUGAUGCAUAGAGGCUGGCAGUGGUACUACAGGAAGUAUAUCGACGUGAGGAAAGGCGGUGUGGGCGGCCUUGGCAUGCUGCUGGCCGGAUACUGUGUGCUUAGCUACGUCUGGUCUUACCCUCGUCUUAAGCAUGAUCGCUGGAGGAAGUACCAUUAAGAUCAGAGGUAGAUGAAAAAUUCCCAUGCACAAAUACAAACACCAACUAGAAAUAAUUGAUUAAAAAAAUAAAAAAUGUGGCUUGGUCACCCAAUGUCGGUUUCAUGUAAUUAAUUUGAUCGCCCCUCUCACCAGUUAUUUACAAAUCAUUGCCAAUUUGAACAGUCGGAAAAGGUUGUUUGUCAUUUUAUUAGUCUCAGCCAUCUGGGCAGUUCCUCAGGGCUCCACUCGGCGUUACUGUUGAGUUGUGUGCUCAAACGUGGGGCUGUUUGUCAUGCAUCACGUGAGCUGGCUUUGUAAGAGGAUUAAAAGGGAAAAGGCACGUUUUUUAGAUAGAUAAAAUCUUCGAACCCAGAUGUAGCACUGGUGCAUAUAUCCAGACCCGUCUCUUGAGGUUGAUCCCCCGCCGCAGCUUGUCAUUAUGCAUGCUUAAACAGAAUAGCAAUGGAGACUCGGGUGCUUUAUUUGUAUUCAAAAUGAAUUUAUUGUUGCUGCUGUGGGCAACACAACAAUGAACAAGUGACACCAACAUAAUCCAAAAUAAUUGCCAUUUUCUUUUUGUUUUACAUUCUUUUUUUUCCUUCUUCCAUACAAAAAUUAUAAAUAUUUUUUGGUUUUGUUUGUUUAUAGAAAAUGACAAACUAUACAGAUUAAGUUUGACAAUAUGGGUAGAAAGCGGAACAAGUAGCAUGGGGCCCGCAUACUGAUGACAACAAAAUGGCAAGGCGUGGCUUAAGAAAAACUUCUUGCUUUAAAACCAGACAUUUUUUUGUCAAAUGCACAGCUGUGGCUAGACGAACUAUCUGUCCAUCUAUUUUCUAUAGUGCUUGACCUCAUUAGGGUCACAAGUGAGCUUGAGCCUGACUUUGACGCAAGAGGCAGAGUAAACCCUGGACUUGUCACCAGCCAAUCGCAGGGCACAUAGAGAUAAACAACCACUCACACCUAAUGGCAAUUUUGAGUCUUCCAUGAACCUAAAAUGCAUGAUUUGGGAAUGUGGGAGGAACCCAGAAUAUGUGGAGAACAUGCAAACUCUGAGAUUCGAAUCCCAAACCUAAGAGCUGUGAGGCAGAUGUGCGAAUGCACUAAUGGUUGUAAAAUAAACAUUUUUAAAAUGCCUUCAGUCUUCUGUUGAAGUUUAUUAGCAGGUUUAAACUUGGGCAGAAAUGUAUUGGAUUUAAUUUAU